Molecule: messenger RNA, 1497 nt
Organism: Salvia miltiorrhiza (redroot sage)
Lineage: Eukaryota; Viridiplantae; Streptophyta; Magnoliopsida; Lamiales; Lamiaceae
Product: DNA-directed RNA polymerases II, IV and V subunit 3-like
Exons: 4
Coding region: 143-1102 (319 amino acids)
Biological process (GO): DNA-templated transcription
Cellular component (GO): RNA polymerase II, core complex
Molecular function (GO): DNA-directed RNA polymerase activity; DNA binding; protein dimerization activity
Source: RefSeq, a predicted model, not a curated record
CAAAAACUACAGAGCAACGUACUACUCACUUUUCCCAAAACGUUUUUACCCCCAAUUUCCCUCCCGAGGCCAGAGGAGGGUUUAAAUCAAAAACCCUUACUGAGAGAGAGAGGAGGGGUAGUGAGAGAGAGGAGAAAUCGAAAUGGAGGGCGUUUCAUACCAGAGAUUCCCCAAAAUCAAAAUUCGGGAGGUGAAGCACGACUACAUGCAGUUCGAGCUGCGAGAGACCGACGCUAGCAUCGCCAACGCUCUCCGCCGCGUGAUGAUCGCCGAAGUCCCCACCAUCGCUAUAGAUUUGGUGGAAAUCGAGGUGAACUCCUCCGUGUUGAACGACGAAUUCAUCGCCCACCGCCUUGGCCUGGUCCCUCUCACCAGCGAGCGCGCCAUGUCCAUGCGCUUCUCCCGCGACUGCGACGCCUGCGACGGCGAUGGCCAGUGCGAGUACUGCUCAGUCGAGUUUCAUCUGCGCGCAAAGUGCAUUAACGACACGACGCUCGAUGUUACCUCGAAGGACCUCUACAGCUCGGACCACACAGUUGUUCCCGUCGAUUUUUCCGAUGCUUCGUCCACAGGCGAUAACGCGGAUAAUAGGGGAAUCAUCAUUGUAAAGCUUCGCCGAGGUCAGGAGUUGAUUUUGAGGGCGAUAGCACGGAAAGGAAUCGGCAAAGAUCAUGCCAAAUGGUCACCUGCAGCAACUGUCACUUUUAUGUAUGAACCUGAGAUCUUAAUCAACGAAGAGUUGAUGGAAACCUUGACCAUGGCAGAGAAACAAGAAUUUGUUGACAGCAGUCCCACGAAAGUAUUUGACAUUAAUCCCAACACUGGUCAGGUUUAUGUUGACAAUGCUGAGAAUUAUACAUAUGAUGACGAAGUGCUUAAGAAAGCUGAAGCAAUGGGGAAACCCGGCCUUGUGGAGAUCCAUGCCAAGGAGGACAGUUUCAUAUUCACCAUUGAGACAACUGGAGGCAUAAAAGCAUCUCAAUUAUUCACCAAUGCCAUCGAGGUCCUGAAACAGAAGCUGGACGCUGUUCGCUUGUCAGCAGACACUGUGGAAGCUGACGAGCAGUUUGGCGAGUUGGGAGCACAUAUGCGUGGGGGCUAAUUUCAUGUUCCGGACUGUUGUGACUGCAUCUUUCUUAUCAAGAUUUCAUGGAUAGCACGAAGUGUUUUGAAUCUAUUAAUAUGCCCAAAUCUGUGUCUGUAAUUGGGAACCACGAGACAUGAUUCCAUAAUAGCACAUCCCGCUCCAGACAAGGGUUAUCCGGUAUUAUACUACAUUUGGUGAAACAUUUUACGUGCAAUAUUAAUGUUUUUCUAUGUCUGUAUAAUUAUCAUUGCAUUACAUUUUAGUUGAGGAAGAGAAGUUUGAAAUUUAUAUACUGGUCUCUUGCCUUGUACAAAGGAGAUGAUCUCCCAUGCUGUGACAAAACAACUCAUCCCUUUUUUAAUUGCCUUGGACAAAAAUGUCCAUAAUUCUAAAAACAAGUAUUGAACCAA